Messenger RNA from Medicago truncatula (barrel medic), 2227 nucleotides. RefSeq names its product 2-isopropylmalate synthase 2, chloroplastic. Gene Ontology annotation, molecular function: 2-isopropylmalate synthase activity. The transcript is spliced from 12 exons. Gene Ontology annotation, biological process: L-leucine biosynthetic process. Gene Ontology annotation, cellular component: chloroplast. Bases 151 to 1947 code for a protein of 598 amino acids. The record is from RefSeq and is a predicted model, not a curated record. NCBI's taxonomy places the organism in Eukaryota, Viridiplantae, Streptophyta, Magnoliopsida, Fabales, Fabaceae.
CUUCCAUUUCAUGAAUCACACAACUCACACAAGCAUAUCCCAGCCGCCACAUUAGUUAUCGUGUCAGAAUAUUCAAUUCAAUUCAAUUCAACACUUCUCUAUUUGUUUUCCAACUAAGCAAGCUAAGCUAGGGUUUUGUAUUCCAUUUCCAUGGCCACCUUAAUUCGAACACCAUUCUUCUCUCCCACCACCUUUACCUCUUCCAACAACAACAACCAACUUCUCCUCCUCCGUCUCCAUUCCUCUAAACAACCAACUCACUCCUCCUUUCCCAAUUUCUCCAUUUCAUGUUCCUCCCAAUCCCAAUCCCAAUCCCCUCGCCACCGUCCUCCUUACAUCCCCAAUCACAUCCCUGAUCCCUCCUAUGUUCGCAUCUUCGACACUACUCUCCGCGACGGUGAACAGUCCCCCGGCGCCUCCAUGACUUCUAAGGAGAAACUCGACAUUGCUCGCCAGCUUGCCAAACUUGGGGUAGACAUCAUCGAAGCCGGAUUUCCCGCCGCAUCUACAGAUGACUUUGAAGCUGUUAAAAUGAUUGCCAAUGAGGUUGGAAACGCUGUCGAUGACAAUGGCUAUGUUCCCGUUAUCUGUGGACUCUCCAGAUGCAAUGAGAAUGACAUUCAAACUGCUUGGAAUGCUGUUAAACAUGCCAAGAGACCAAGGAUUCACACUUUCAUUGCUACCAGUGCCAUUCACAUGGAGUUUAAACUCAGAAUGUCCAAACAACAGGUCAUUGAUAAGGCACGCACCAUGGUUGCAUUUGCACGCAGUUUAGGUUGCCAAGACGUUGAAUUCAGCCCUGAAGAUGCUGGAAGGUCGGAUAGGGAAUUUCUUUAUCAAAUUCUUGGAGAAGUUAUUAAGGCAGGGGCUACUACACUCAACAUACCUGACACCGUGGGCAUAACCAUGCCCAGUGAAUUUGGGAAACUAAUUGCUGAUAUUAAAGCUAAUACACCUGGAGUUGAAAAUGUUAUUAUUUCCACUCACUGUCAGAAUGAUCUUGGACUUUCUACCGCUAACACCAUUGAGGGUGCACGUGCCGGUGCUAGGCAGCUGGAAGUCACAAUUAAUGGGAUCGGUGAAAGGGCUGGAAAUGCCUCCUUGGAAGAGGUUGUCAUGGCCCUGAAAUGCGGAGGACAUAUCUUUAACAAUCUCUUCACUGGAAUUAAUACAAGGCACAUUUAUUUGACAAGCAGAAUGGUUGAAGAGUACUCUGGUUUGCAGUUACAGCCACACAAGGCUCUCGUCGGAGCUAAUGCAUUUGCUCAUGAAAGUGGCAUACAUCAGGAUGGAAUGCUCAAACACAAAGGUACAUACGAAAUCAUAUCUCCUGAAGACAUUGGACUUGAAAGAUCCAACGAAGCUGGUAUUGUAUUGGGGAAGCUUAGUGGGCGCCAUGCUAUGAGAAAGCGACUUGAAGAGCUUGGAUAUGAACUUAAAGACGACCAAGUUGAGAGUUUGUUUUGGCGUUUCAAAGCCGUGGCUGAGCAAAAAAAGAGGAUUACUGAUGCUGAUCUCAGAGCAUUGGUAUCAGAUGAAGUUUUUCAGGCAGAGCCUAUCUGGAAGCUUGAUGAUUUGCAGGUGACUUGUGGAACUCUUGGUCUUUCAACAGCAACUGUCAAACUUGUUGGUGAUGAUGGUAGCACGCACAUUGCUUGUUCUGUCGGUACAGGUCCUGUGGAUUCAGCAUACAAAGCUGUUGAUCUGAUUGUGAAGGAACCAGCAACUCUUCUCGAGUACUCCAUGAUUGCAGUCACUGAAGGCAUUGAUGCAAUUGCCACUACUCGAGUUGUUAUUCGUGGGGACACGGAUCAAACAUCUACCCAUGCUUUAACUGGAGAAAGUGUUCAGCGAACUUUUAGUGGGACUGGAGCAGGAAUGGAUGUCGUUGUCUCCAGUGUCAAGGCCUAUAUUGCUGCAAUAAACAAGAUGCUGAGCUUCAAGUAAACACCUUCAUCUGCUGAAAAAAUCCCAAUUUUUGCAUCAAGUAAUUGAUAAUUUGUGUGUGGCCGCGGUUGGUUUUGAUUUCUUGUUAACUGUGCUGAGUGUGUUAAAGCAGUGUCGUUACUUUUCUCAAGUUGAGGACGUGUCGCUGUAUCUUAAUGUGAAUUAUUGAUAUGGAAGUUACGUUAGCAAUGAAUGUAAUUUAAGUCCGUUUAAAAUAUUCAGACCACCGGGAAUUUUUCCCUUUUAAUUUUUUCAGGUGUUCUUGAUUGGAAUUUAUGAA